Limulus polyphemus (Atlantic horseshoe crab) is the source of this 2645-nucleotide messenger RNA. It is a transcript of the gene Mtpalpha, whose product is annotated as trifunctional enzyme subunit alpha, mitochondrial-like. NCBI's taxonomy places the organism in Eukaryota, Metazoa, Arthropoda, Merostomata, Xiphosura, Limulidae. Gene Ontology annotation, biological process: fatty acid beta-oxidation. Gene Ontology annotation, molecular function: long-chain (3S)-3-hydroxyacyl-CoA dehydrogenase (NAD+) activity; enoyl-CoA hydratase activity; NAD+ binding. The transcript has 18 exons. Bases 71 to 2353 code for a protein of 760 amino acids. The record is from RefSeq and is a predicted model, not a curated record. Gene Ontology annotation, cellular component: mitochondrial fatty acid beta-oxidation multienzyme complex; mitochondrion.
AGCGUUGCCUGAGAAAAGUUUGAACUCUUGGUCGAAGUCUAUACGAGCGUAACUGAAGAGAGAUCGGAACAUGGGUAUUCAACGCUGUUUGGGAAUAUUGAGGAAUUUUUCUCGUUUUUCUAUGGCAAAUCAUUGUAGACUUCAGUUUACACAAGCUGCCACAAAAUGGACUCACGUAAAUUACAACAUAAAAAAUGGAGUGGCAGUAAUACGAUUAAACUCUCCAGGCUCAAAGGUGAAUGCCUUGUCCAGUGAAGUCAUGCAGGAAGUUAAACAAGUGAUGCAAGAAGUGAUGGUAAGCCCUCAUGUCUCUGGUGUGGUGUUGAUGUCUUCCAAACCAGGCUGUUUCAUUGCAGGAGCUGACAUUGGGAUGUUGGAAGCAUGCCAAACAACAGAAGAAGUCCAGAAACUGUCUAAGGAAGGACAGAACAUGCUACAAGAGCUAGAAAACAGUAACAAGCCUAUUGUAGCUGCCAUUAUGGGUUCUUGUUUAGGUGGAGGACUUGAGGUUGCAUUAGCAUGCCAAUAUCGGAUUGCUGUGAAGGACAAAAAGACAACGCUUGGACUACCAGAAGUGAUGCUUGGUCUGCUCCCAGGGGCUGGGGGGACACAGAGACUCCCAAAACUUAUAUCAAUCCCAAGUGCUCUUGAUAUGAUGUUGACUGGAAGAAGUAUUCGACCAGAUAAAGCAAAGAAAAUGGGCCUUGUUGACCAACUAGUCAUGCCCUUAGGUCCUGGACUGGACACACCUGAAGAACGAACUCUUAGUUAUCUGGAAGAAGUUGCAGUGGAUACAGCAUCAAAAUUGGCCAGAGGUGAAAUGAAACCUCAGAGAAAGCGUCCUCUUAUUGAAAGAGUAACACAAAAAGCUUUUAGCUACUCUUACAUCAGGGAGCAACUGUUUAAAAAAGUUCAAGCUCAGGUUAUAAAACAAACUCAAGGUCUCUAUCCUGCUCCCCUGAAAAUCCUGGAGGUUGUUAAGACAGGUCUUGAAAGUGGUUCUACUGCUGGCUACCAAGCAGAGUGCAUGGGAUUUGGUGAACUGGCAAUGACACCUCAUUCUAGAGCUCUGAUUGGUCUUUAUCAUGGUCAAACACUGUGUAAGAAGAACCGAUUUGGAGCACCUAGCAUCUAUGCCAAAAAAGUAGGAGUUGUGGGUGCUGGACUGAUGGGUGCUGGGAUUGCACAGGUUAGUGUAGACAAAGGUUAUGAAGUGAUCCUAAAGGAUGUCACUGCUGCUGGACUGGCUCGAGGAGAACAUCAAAUUGAAAAGGGAUUAUGGGAUGCUCAUAAGAAGAAGAAAAUAACAGAGUUUGAAAAGGAACGCUUCUUGUCCAACCUUGAGCCAGUUCUCAAUUAUUCCAAAUUUAAGGAUUGUGAUAUAGUCAUAGAGGCAGUUUUUGAAGAUAUUGAAAUCAAACAUAUAGUUCUAAAGGAGGUAGAACAGAGCAUACUUGACCAUUGCAUUUUUGCAUCCAACACAUCAGCACUACCCAUUUCCAAAAUUGCUGAAGCUAGCAAACGACCAGAAAAAGUCAUUGGAAUGCACUACUUUUCUCCUGUGGACAAGAUGCAGCUCCUCGAAGUGAUCACCACAGACAAGACAUCCAGUGAUACUGCAGCAAUGGCUGUAGAUGUUGGACUUAAACAAGGAAAGGUUGUAAUUACUGUAAAAGAUGGGCCAGGAUUUUACACAACGCGUAUUCUGGCUCCUAUGUUGGCUGAAGCAAUGAGAAUAUUACAAGAAGGUACAAAUGUGAAAGAACUAGAUUCUCUGACCAAAAAGUUUGGAUUUCCUGUUGGAGCUGCCACCCUGGUUGAUGAAGUUGGCAUUGAUGUUGCUGCACACAUAGCAGAAGACUUGGCUGGAGUGUUUGGAGAAAGAUUUGGUGGCUCAGAUGUAGGAAUCUUGAAAGAUCUGGUAGCAGCAGGCUGCUUGGGUCGUAAGUCUGGAAAGGGUUGUUUUGUUUACACACCAGGAGUUAAAGAAAGAGACAUUAAUCCUGAAGCUGAGAGAAUCUUGAAGAAAUAUGCCCUAGUUCCAGUUAAACAGAACACCACAGAAGAGCUACAGAUGAGACUGAUCUGUAGAUUUGUAAAUGAAUCUGUUUUAUGCCUUCAAGAAGGAAUAUUAGCCAAUCCUCUUGAAGGAGACAUUGGAGCUGUAUUUGGACUAGGCUUCCCACCCUUCCUAGGAGGACCGUUCCGUUACAUAGAUUCAUACGGGGCUGACAAAAUUGUGGGAUGGAUGGAGAAGUUUACAGAGCUAUAUGGACCUCAAUUUAAGCCAUGUGAGCUUUUGAUAGAUCAUGCUCGAGACCCAACCAAGAAUUUUCACAUAAAGAAAAACUGAUAUAUCCUAGCCCAUUGGAUGAGCCUUAACAAUGCAACUGGAAUUUCCAAGUUUACAUUAUAGAAUAGCUUGAUCCCAGCUGAUUAUUAGUAAUUUGUAUUGUCAGUCAAGGGAAUAAGGGAGAGAAAUUACAAUUAAGGUUUGCAGAUUAUGAUGAUAACAUUCCAAGUUAUAGAAAAAUUGGGGAAAUUCAAGCCUUGAAAUGUUUGAAUGAUGUGAAAACUGGCUGUGUUUUAAGAAAUAUCUACCAUUGAAACAACUUAUCUGUAUAGUUAAUUUAAAACAUAGAUUU